AUGUGUAACCAACUCAAUGCAGAUGAGCUAAAGGUGCUGGUGGAUCUGCACACGGCCAAUGAGGAGGAACCAUUGUCAUCGGACGAGAUUACUAUUAUCCGUGGUGUCCUGGACAUGGCGAAUAAGAAUGUGGGGCAGGCCAUGCAGAAGAUGGAGAGUAUCUAUUG
Molecule: messenger RNA, 167 nt
Organism: Sphaeroforma arctica JP610
Lineage: Eukaryota; Ichthyosporea; Ichthyophonida
Exons: 1
Source: RefSeq, a predicted model, not a curated record